AAAAAAGCAGGUUGGUCACAAGCUAAAUUUAGGCAUGAUGUACUGUUCAUCUUUUUCAGAAGUGUGGUUUCCUUCUCUUCGAUGAGUGCCAAAUCUGCAGUGCUGAGAAUAUUGAUGUCAGCCAGAAUACUCUGCAUCGCGAGAAGAAAGUGUUGUGAAUCGGCAACAACAUGAGGCACAAUCACCAUGAAUCUCGACAGGCUUCGUAAAAGAGUGAGACACUACAUUGAUCAGCAACAGUAUCAAAGUGCUCUGUUCUGGGCUGACAAAGUAGCGUCCUUAUCACAUGAGGAUCCUCAAGACAUUUAUUGGUUAGCACAGUGCCUUUAUUUGACAGCACAGUAUCACAGAGCCUCUCAUGCACUCAGAUCUCGCAAACUUGACAAGUUAUAUGGAGCAUGUCAGUAUCUAGCUGCAAGAUGUCAUUAUGCUGCCAAAGAAUAUCAACAAGCUCUGGACAUACUGGACAUGGAGGAAGCAGCCAGUAAAAAAAUAUUGGAGAAGAAUGUAAAGGAGGCUAAUGGCUCAAAGGAAACCGUAAAAGAAUGGGAAAUGUCUCCUGCUUCAAUCAAUAGUUCCAUCUGUCUCCUGCGGGGGAAGAUCUAUGAUGCCAUGGACAACAGACCCCUAGCUACGUCUAGCUACAAAGAGGCCUUGAAACUGGACGUCUACUGCUUUGAAGCCUUUGACCUUUUGACGUCCCAUCACAUGCUGACCGCCCAAGAGGAAAAAGAUUUCUUGGAUUCUCUGCCUUUAAGUCAACAGUGUACAGAAGAGGAAGUGGAAUUGCUGCAUUUCCUUUUUGAAAAUAAGUUAAAGAAGUAUAACAAACCUAGCGAGAUGGUCGUCCCAGAAAUAGUCAACGGUCUCCAGGACAACUUGGAUGUUGUCGUCUCCCUCGCGGAGCGACAUUAUUACAACUGUGACUUUAAAAUGUGCUACUCUCUUACAUCAAUGGUAAUGGUGAAAGACCCAUUUCAUGCUAACUGUUUACCAGUGCACAUAGGAACCCUUGUUGAGCUGAGCAAAGCAAAUGAGUUGUUUUACCUGUCUCAUAAACUGGUGGAUUUGUAUCCCAGCAAUCCGGUUUCAUGGUUUGCCGUUGGCUGUUACUACCUCAUGGUUGGGCACAAAAACGAACACGCAAGGCGGUAUCUCAGUAAAGCCACCACGCUGGAGCGCACGUACGGACCGGCAUGGAUAGCAUACGGUCACUCGUUUGCUGUGGAGAGUGAACACGAUCAGGCCAUGGCUGCGUACUUCACUUCUGCUCAGCUUAUGAAAGGAUGUCACUUGCCCAUGCUGUACAUCGGGUUGGAGUAUGGGCUCACUAACAACCCCAAGCUGGCAGAACGUUUCUUUAGCCAGGCUCUCAGCAUUGCACCUGAGGACCCCUUUGUGAUCCAUGAGGUAGCUGUGGUUGCCUUCCAAAAUGGAGAUUAUAAAACAUCCGAGAAGUUGUUUCUAGAUGCGAUGGAUAAGAUCAAGGCCAUUGGAAAUGAGGUGACGGUAGAUAAAUGGGAGCCGCUCUUAAACAAUUUGGGGCAUGUCUGUCGAAAAUUGAAGAAGUACGAGCAGGCUCUGGAAUACCACAGGCAAGCUUUGGUCCUCAUCCCACAGAAUGCCUCCACUUACUCAUCCAUUGGUUAUGUGCACAGCCUCAUGGGAGAUUUUGAGAGUGCCAUCGACUACUUUCACACUGCACUUGGUCUGAAACGAGAUGACACAUUUUCCGUAACCAUGCUGGGUCACUGCAUUGAGAUGUAUAUCAGCGAUUCAGACGCUUACAUUGGAACUGAUAUUAAAGACAAAGUGAGAAAGACCCUCAGCACGCCUGCGCUGAUGAAGAUGAUCAACACUUCUGCUGAAGGCAAUGAGACAAGAGCUCAACCCGUAGAAGAGGUGAACGUGUGCCUGGAAACGCCAUCUUUCAACGCUGACAAACAAACGGAUGCUUUCCAGCGCUUCCUCUUAGAAUGCGACAUGCACGAGAGCGACAUGAUGCUGGAGACGUCCAUGUCUGACACCAGCACGUGAUGGAGACCUAUAGAUGGGUUAAAGAGGAACUUUAAGUAUGAGAUGAUGAUGAUAGAAUGUGACGUGUCACACCUUCCCUCCAUCCGCCACCCCGCCGUGUCGGACCCCUGUGGAUUUUUUUUUUUACCAUGAAUAAGUAAAAUGAAUGCAAAAGGGUUCGAAUGAUUUAAUCAAUAAACCCUGCAUCCAUAUUUUUACAAAGAUUUGUGUAUUCUCAUUGGUGCUGUAUUAAAACACCUGUUUUGUGAA
This is a messenger RNA of Carassius auratus (goldfish), 2286 nucleotides long. RefSeq names its product cell division cycle 16 homolog (S. cerevisiae) (gene cdc16). The transcript is spliced from 20 exons. Gene Ontology annotation, biological process: anaphase-promoting complex-dependent catabolic process; positive regulation of mitotic metaphase/anaphase transition; cell division. Gene Ontology annotation, cellular component: anaphase-promoting complex; cytoplasm. Lineage: Eukaryota; Metazoa; Chordata; Actinopteri; Cypriniformes; Cyprinidae. Gene Ontology annotation, molecular function: protein binding. The record is from RefSeq and is a predicted model, not a curated record. Bases 187 to 2037 code for a protein of 616 amino acids.